CUCUAAUUUUUAAUCUCACACAAAAUCUAGUUUUCCUAUAUUAACUAUACACAUGUGUAUGAAUUGUACCAAGCUAUUAAUGACGGAAUAAUGUGGUGUUUGAGCAAGGAUGAGAUGAUUUAGAAAAAAAUGUAGUCUGAAAUUAGUCCUGCACGUUGCGCCAUGUUAACAACCGGCUUUUAUUUUGACACGCCAGUUACGUAACUUGGAUAUACUUCCGAGUAGCGUUAGCAUGUGUUAGCGACUUCCAUACGCAUGUAAAUAUAGCAUCAGCAAACGGUAAAUAUCAGUCAGUAUUGCUGUAAUUUACAGUAAAAGUCCACAUUAUAUUAAGGACCUGCACAUAUGUCUUGAGUAGACUUACGAUUUAUCGUACAUUAACAUUUAAAUAGCUACUUUGUACAAGUCUUGUCUGGCCGGAGUGGAUGGCAGGUCCAGGAUUAUUUAGUGUUUAAUGAGUUUUUAAUGUAGUUGGUGGAAGAAAAACUGAACUCUUGAUACCAAAUCCGGUGACCCUGCCAGCCAACACCCCAGUUGGUACCCUGCACAGGACAUCCUAGCACCAUCUAAUGCGAGUCUGAAGCCAUGUCCAAGCAGACACAAGCGAAGCCCUCCCUGCGUUUCGGUCAGGUGGUUAUUGGGCCCCCGGGUUCGGGGAAAACCACCUACUGCCAAGGGAUGCAAGAGUUUCUGACUCACCUGGGACGCAAGGUGGUGGUUGUGAACAUGGAUCCAGCCAAUGAAGGGAUACCUUAUUCCUGUGCGGUAGAUAUCUCAGAGCUGGUGACUUUGGACGAUGUCAUGGAAGGUUUAAAGCUGGGGCCCAAUGGUGGACUUCUCUACUGCAUGGAAUACGUCGAAGCAAAUCUGGACUGGUUGGAGGAGAAGCUGAAACAGUACAGUGACUGCUACUUCUUGUUUGACUGUCCUGGACAGGUGGAGCUCUACACCCACCAGAACUCAGUGAAGAAUAUCUUUUCACAGCUGGCCAAGUGGAAUUUCAGGCUCACAGCGGUGCACCUCGUGGACUCGCAUUACUGUGCUGAUCCAGCCAAGUUCAUUUCAGUGCUGUGCACCUCGCUGUCUACGAUGCUGCAUGUCGAGCUUCCCCAUGUCAACGUUCUCUCCAAGAUGGACUUGAUGGAGCAGUAUGGCAAGCUGGCCUUCAACCUUGACUUCUACACAGAGGUCAUGGACCUGACCUAUCUUCUCGAUCACUUGGCUGCAGACCCCUUCUUUAAAAAAUUCCGCCACCUAAAUGAAAAGUUGGCAGAGGUCGUACAAGAUUACAGCCUUGUGUCCUUUGUCCCUCUCAAUGUACAGGACAAAGAGAGCAUGAUUCAGGUCUUACGAGCAGUGGACAAGGCCAACGGCUACUGCUUUGGAGACCUGGAGGAGAGGAAUCUGCAGGCCAUGAUGUCAGCUGCUGUGGGGGCAGACUUCCAGUUCAACUCUACUCUCGGGGUGCAAGAGAGGUAUGUUGAAACCAGUGGAAAGACUGUGGAAGAGGAAAUGAUGGAGCUGUAAAUGGAAAAGCUCAAAUAACAGGACGAAAGCGGUCACCCCUUCAGCAGCAGUAUACGAAGGGGGUCCUGGGAACAUCCAUCUCACUUGGCCUGAAUUCUUCUCAGCCUCUCUGCAGAAGCAGUGGAGACAUGGGAACUAAAUGUGGGUGCUGUAGAUGCUUCACGGUCGCACCACACCUCAUGAAAGAAUCACAGUGACGAAGACUAAAGGGAGCAAAUGUGUGGGCUGAGUAAUCUUUUUUUUUUUUUUUUUUUGUAAUGUUUUGUAGGCAAAAAAGAAAUGUCUUCCUUACAAAUGCAUAAAAAAUAAAGUCAUUCAGUUUCAUUUUUGUUUGAGUUUGAUACAUGCUUGGGAGCCCAUGUUUUGCCUUGUAGCCCUGAUACGAUCGUCGAGCUGAAACAACAACGUGACUGUAAUGAAUAUGGCCAUUUAUUCUUAUUAUGGGUGCAAAAAUGAAAUGUUUUGCGUGAAUAAUGGCAGAUACACACAAACUGGAAUGACGAGGAAGAUGUCUGAUAAAGCCUGCAUGCAUAAAAACAUGACACGCAGUGGAAUAUAAUCUCCAGAGCCUCAGCUGCCUCCUGACAGUUGCACGAUUUUCUGGUGAAAAGGGAAGUUUUGAGCAGUGUUUUAGGGUAAAGGAAAAGGUGGAUAAUCCUAUAAACAUUUAUAAGACAACUGCAUAUUAUCCAGAGAUGAUUCUUUUAUGACAAAGACUGAAAUGGUUCAAUAAAGCCCUUAAGUAAGGCAUCAUAAAUAGUUGAGUCCUUGUAUAUAUGGAUCUGCUGUUUCACCAGCAGAUGGCACAUGUGCUCGCAAAUGCUUCUCCCUGAUCCACAAAAGUCUGCUCCAAGUCUUUCAACCAGCCAGAGCCGAAAAAAUUAAGUCAGGCGGGGAGAGGAAGCCACAUUAAAUCUGUGUUUCUGCACAACUGGCCCUGUGUCUGGUCUCUAGGAUGGAAGAUCCUCUUGUCUUUCGAAAUACAACUAAAACUUCUCCCUAUUGACUACCCCUGACUUUGCUGUCCUACUCCCAGUUCACUCUCCCCAGCUCAACAUCCCACAUUUAAAAAAAAAAAAAUCGUAACCCUGCCAACUUAAAAAGGAGCCCAUAGACGCUGGUUUUAACACGGGGGGCCUCGGUGUGCCAGCGCUUUCGUGCAAAGUUGGAAUUCAGACUGAAAUAAAGCGUGAUCCACUUUGAGAGCUCGCGCUGGUGUGGGAAAUCGCAUUAACCC
Molecule: messenger RNA, 2764 nt
Organism: Haplochromis burtoni (Burton's mouthbrooder)
Lineage: Eukaryota; Metazoa; Chordata; Actinopteri; Cichliformes; Cichlidae
Gene: gpn2
Product: GPN-loop GTPase 2
Exons: 5
Coding region: 586-1527 (313 amino acids)
Cellular component (GO): cytoplasm
Molecular function (GO): GTPase activity
Source: RefSeq, a predicted model, not a curated record